Messenger RNA from Clarias gariepinus (North African catfish), 1924 nucleotides. It is a transcript of the gene ift57, whose product is annotated as intraflagellar transport 57 homolog (Chlamydomonas). Gene Ontology annotation, biological process: non-motile cilium assembly; intraciliary transport. The transcript is spliced from 11 exons. Bases 140 to 1378 code for a protein of 412 amino acids. Gene Ontology annotation, cellular component: Golgi apparatus; cilium; intraciliary transport particle B. The record is from RefSeq and is a predicted model, not a curated record. NCBI's taxonomy places the organism in Eukaryota, Metazoa, Chordata, Actinopteri, Siluriformes, Clariidae.
UAACAACAACAAGGCAUUCGUGUCCAGGAUUGAUGGGUGUUAGCUAGUUAAAUUAACCGUAAGGUUCGGUUUUUAGCACGCUAAAUCACAAACGUCGUCGCAUCAUUUUUCACAGUAGGCGCCGGGUGGGUAUAAAAGCAUGGCAGACGAUGGUCGGAGAGAAGACGAGGAUGAACAGAGUCCUGGAUUACAGCACAAGAUGUUUGUAGUAAUGGAGGACUUGUUAGAUAAACUUAAACUGUUAGAUUAUGAGGAUCAAGUCCUUGUAAAACACAACAUGAAACCUCUGUCCAGGCAUUAUUUUGUGGCAAGUUUAUACACAGUGAGUAAUCCUGGUGAACAAUUCUACAUGUUUAGUGUCAUCGCAGCAUGGCUUAUAACACUGUGUGGCCGGGUGUUUGAAACACCUCAGGAGUACGACGACCCCAAUGUGAUUGUCUCAAACAUCCUGACACACCUUAGGGCUCUGGGUGGGCUUGUUGACUUCCCCCCAUCUAAGCUGAAAUCUGGUUCUGGUGAACAUGUGUGUUACGUCUUGGAUCGGCUGGCUGAGGAAGCCCUGAAGUAUAGACAAUUUGUUUGGAAGAGGCCUAUCUACCCCUCAGAAGAGUUGGAGGAGGAGUCUGUGAUGGGGGAUGAUGCUGAGCUCACUCUCAGCAAAGUGGAGGAGUUGACUGAGGAGGCUGAUGAGGAAGAUCAUGUUAUUGAUUUGGAGGAACUGAAGUCCAGAACUACUCAGAAUGAGGUGAGUGGGGCUAGACCAGAGGUUAUUCUGGAGUCAGUGACUGAUUCUGUGGAGUGGAAUCUGGAGGUAGAGAGGGUUUUGCCCCAGCUUAAAGUCUCUGUCCGCACAGAUAUUAAGGAUUGGCGGAGCCACGUGAGCCAAAUGCAUCAGCACCAGGACAGCAUUAAAAGCUCUUUGAAAGAGGCCACGUCAUAUCUGGAUAAUCUGCUGGAGGAGAUCGGUAAAACCCAGGAGAAAGUGAGCAGCAGAGAAAAAUAUAUCAACACACAGCUAGAACACCUCAUCACAGACUACAGGAAUGCACAGUCAAAAUUCUGUGAGGCCAAAGAGCUAUAUCAGCAGGGCAGUGGAGGAUUAACUGAAAGAACCAGGAUGAUAGCAGAGAUCAGUGAAGAGCUUGAGAAAGUCAAACAGGAGAUGGAGGAGAAGGGUAGCAGCAUGUCAGACGGAGCUCCAGUAGUAAAGAUCCGUCAGAGUCUAACCAAGUUAAAGCAGGAGAUCCAAGAUAUGGAUGUUCGUAUGGGAGUGGUUGAGCACACACUGCUUCAGGCCAAACUGAAGGAAAAGAACAACAUGACCAGAGACAUGCAUGCCACACACAUAACAGAGACUACUACACACACCUACUCAUAACCAUUGUGUGUUUGUGUGUACAUGUUUGUAAUAGUACCUGUAGACCUGCACAUUCAUUCAUGCAGUUAUCUAAUCAGCCAAUCAUGAGGCAAAAGCUAAAAAAAAAAACAUGUAGCUAUAGUUCAUGCGUUUGAGAUUAUGCCCAUCAUACCAGAUCAUAUCAAAAACCUGUUUUUGGCUGACAAGAGUGGAAGCUACUGUGGUCUUCUGCUUUUGUAGUCCAUACCCCUCAAGUGUUGAUAUUUUCAAAGAUGCUUUUCAUCUCACUGUGGGUGUAAAGAGUGCGUAGUAGACUACAGACUAACCAAACCAGUCCAGCCAUUUUAUUCUGAUCACUUUCAUCAACAUUGUGUUUCUACUUAGGGGAUUUUUUUUUUUUUUUACCAACAUCCAUGGCAAAAGCAAAGUUACUGAAAUUCUUUUCCCUAUUAUGAUGUUUGGGAACAUUCACUGAUGCUCUUGACCUGUAUCUGCAUGAGUGUAAGCAUUGUGCUGCUAAAACAUGUUUAAAUGAUUAGAUAACUGCAUGUUGUGGACAGUGAGACA